Colletotrichum spaethianum is the source of this 441-nucleotide messenger RNA. Its product is annotated as sterol regulatory element-binding protein 1. NCBI's taxonomy places the organism in Eukaryota, Fungi, Ascomycota, Sordariomycetes, Glomerellales, Glomerellaceae. The transcript has 4 exons. The record is from RefSeq and is a predicted model, not a curated record. The coding region runs from base 1 to 441 and encodes 146 amino acids. Gene Ontology annotation, biological process: ergosterol metabolic process. Gene Ontology annotation, cellular component: endoplasmic reticulum membrane. Gene Ontology annotation, molecular function: ergosterol O-acyltransferase activity.
AUGCAGAUGGCAUGGUACCUCAUUUGGGAGACAAUCCUCAACAUCCUCGCUGAAAUCACCUACUUUGCGGACCGCAGCUUCUACGACGCCUGGUGGAACAGUGUCUCCUGGGAUCAAUUCGCCCGCGACUGGAACCGGCCCGUCCACAACUUUCUCCUCCGGCACGUCUACCACAGCUCCAUCUCCUCAAUGAAGGUGAACCGCCACACGGCGACCCUCAUCACCUUCUUCCUCUCGGCCUGCGUCCAUGAGCUGGUCAUGUGGUGCAUCUUCAAGAAGCUCAGGGGCUACCUCCUCUUCAUGCAAAUGUGCCAGCUGCCGCUUGUCCAACUAAGCCGCACGCGGUGGCUAAAGGGCCGCAAGGUCCUUGGCAACAUCAUGUUCUGGUUCGGCAUCUUCACAGGGCCGAGCCUGCUGUGUAGUCUGUACCUCAUUCUGUGA